GACGCUCUCCAUCAUUUCCAAGAUCCCAGUGUAGGAGAACCAGCAAAGGCAGAUAGAACAGAACGAAUGGGUAGGUUUCCUUUACUCCCCCCUUAAGACCAGAACGAACCCUCGCUUGGACUAUUCGCUCUUCUUUGGCCAAUGUGCAUGCACCGUCGUACUCGGACGCAAAGGCUUUGCACGGCUAGCUAAUGGCAGCUCGUCGGGCCUAGCCGUGGCCUUACGUUGGUCCCUCGGCUCGAAAGCCGUCGCGGGUCAGUCUACGCUUCACUUCGACAUUUUCACCUCAGAAUAUGACAUACGCGUCUCUCAGCUCCACCCCCGACGGCUCGCCGAACGUAAGCCUGGUGGACCUUGUCCAAUUUGGCCACGGAACCGUGGGAGUACCACUACCCAACUGCCUCUGGGAAGCAACAUGUUGAACUCGCCCUGCUUGUUCAUCUGACACAAAGGACAGAUGGUACCCAAAAGUUAAGGUGAAGGUGCGCGUGUGUGUGGGGUGGCCGUGUAGAGCGCACCCAUUCCUGAUCAUCUUUCUCAGUGGGAUGGCUCUGAACCACAAGAAGCAGUAAUGAUGGAGGUCUCUGUGGCAAUCAACACUGCAACCAUGAAGCAGCUAAAAGGGUAGGGUCAACCUACCUGACCAUCGACACCCCCACCCCCCCCAGCCCAGGCCACCUUCAAGAGUCCUCUACUGUAGCCACCCUGCUGACUAUCGGAAGACAAAGAUGGUGUGCGUUGCAGAGACUGUGGUGGAUGUCUGACAGAAGUACCUCUGAGGUGUGAGCGCAAAUCCAGUUGAGCAAUGAAUGGCGGAAAGGAGUGUGAGGCGGGUGAUGAGAAGCAGGCCGUCGCUGUCCAAGUCCCCAUUGGCUGGCAGCGCAAGAGGGGGGAGCAUGGCGGCAUCCUAUAUGUCAGUCCCAGUGGCUCGGUGCUCUCCAGUUUAGAUCAGGUGAAGAACUACCUUCUAACAGAUGGAACCUGCAAAUGUGGUCUGGAAUGCCCACUCAUCCUCCACAAGGUGUUCAACUUUGACCCGGGAGCAAUGGUCAAGCAGAGGACAGCAGAGGAUGUGAAAUCAGACGAGGAUGUCACCAAACUUUGCAUUCACAAGAGGAAGCUGCUGGCUGUGGCUACGCUGCACAAGAGUAUGGAGAGUCAUCCUCCCCUCACUCUAACAAGUCCUGUUGGAGGUACAUCGUCUGUGGUUGUGUCGCAUUCAGCAAAUCAUCGAGCAAUAAGGACGAAAGCCCAAGAUGUUCUGCCCACUGCUGCCAGCUCAGACUGCAAGAAUCCUUACAAGAUGGUGAUGGCAGCUGGCCACCAGCAGCAGAUGUUUCCACCUCAGGAGAUCAGUGGAGGCCAGCAGCCAGAGCUCUGUGUUGGGUACUCCAGGCCACAGAGGUUGCCCAGCAGUGAUCCUGGCCCCAAAUCCCCUUACCGGGUUGGCUAUGGAGGAAUGUUGAGCCCACCCAUCUCGAGCACGAAACAUUGUGGAGAUGGCUCACAGUCACCUUGUACAGACACUCUGGCUAGCCCAGAGGGCUUUCAAAGAACCAAUCCUUGUGCUGGCAGUCCCAGCUCGGCUUCCAUCCAUGGCAACUCCAGAAUGCCUCGGUCUCCACCUAGCAUGAUACUCCACGGCUCUCCUGCAAGCCAAGCAGCCUGUGCCAUGACAAGAAGGACUAGCACACCACUCUCACCGAUAGCCACUGCCAAAAGCCCCGUCAUGAACAAUAUUCCACGUGUAAACUUCCCCUAUGGUAUGGAGAUACCCGGCGGAGCCUUCCAUCAUAAAGCACAGCCUCCUGUGCACCACGUACCGCCACCUCCUCCUUCUGUGCCACCCUCCUGUGUCCUUCAAAAAAGACAACUGAUAUCUGAAAAAGACCCCCUGGGUAUCCUGGACCCUAUCCCGAGCAAGCCUAUGAGUCAGCCCCCAGCCAACACCCCAAACUUCCAGCAUAACAUCCACACUCAGGUAUCAAUGAUGAAUGUAAACAUACCCCCUCCUGCCAUUGUCCCCUUGCCAAGUAACUUACCUUUGCCCACGGUAAAGCCUGGGCCCGUGGGCCACAGUGGCCAAGUUCCAAGGACUCAACAGAGUGGUCCAGCUUCCUCCAUGUCGCCAUCCCCGGUCACCUCCCCAGCUCACAUGACAGGUUCCGCCCUUGGACGAGUGGAAGCUUCACCACAUCGCUCACGCUCUUCUUCAACCUCUUCUGACCAUGGGAACUUUGCAAUGCCAUCAGGGCAUCAGGCUCCAUGUGGCAACUUGAAGGUCCCCCCUCGGUCCCCCAGGUCGGCCAUGGGCUCUCCCAGGCCAGCAAUGUCCUCCAGCCCCUCCACCAACAAAACUGACUCAAUCCACCAGUUCAGAGAUCCUCAGCUGCUUUCGUCAGUUGGCACACUUCAGCACAACCACGCCACAUACUCGCCCACCUCCUCCUCCUCCUCCUCUUCUUCCUCUUUGCCCACACCCAGCGCUUCCCAGAGGGGCCAGACAGGACUGCUGAGGAUGCCUCUAAAUCAGAUUCUCAACCAACAGAAUGCUGCCUCCUUCCCAGCCAGCAGUCUCCUGUCAGCAGCAGCCAAAGCACAGCUAGCACAUCAAAACAAACACAGCACUAUUGGUGCGGCUGCUGCUGGUCUAGCAGGUGCUGGAGCAAACGGAGGGGGCGGUGGCCACCCUGGAUCAAUGAGCGGUCACCCCAGCAUGGAAGGACACAGCACUUUAAACUCUAUGCUCCCGCCAAACUUCACCAUGCUGCUCAACUGCCCUGAGGGUCAAAGCGGCCGAGCAGCUCUCCGAGACAAAUUGAUGGCUCAGCAGAGGGACCCCGUACGCAAACGAAAGCAAUCAUCAGGUAGCACAUCUGUCAACCAUGACGGCAACACCAACAACAUGGUCUAUAACGUGUUGAACAAACCGAGCAUGGGAGCCCAACCAAUGGCAGCUCCCAGUGCAGAGCAGAUGCGAAAGGUCAGCCGUCUUGGAAAUCUGCCACCAAACACCUCCAUGGCCCAACUCCUCCAGUCAAUGAGCAGCCAGAGCUCCCACAACAGCCACCACCUAACCCCAACCCGUCUCAGCCCAGGACCUUCUCCUCAAGGAGGUACUCAGCUCCACUACAAUGACUCCACAUCCAAGGUUCCUGGUGACCCCCAGCAGAAGCUCAUGAGCCAACAGAGACUGAGGGUCCAAGUCGAUGGCAUGCAGCGUUGUCCAAACAUGGACACUGCAGGAGGUCACUUGGGCUCGCGGCCAGGCCAGUUCCCUGACAUGAUGGCCCAAAUGAAGUCUUCUACCUUGAAUAACUGCGCUCCUCGGGGUCCCACUAGUGGACUAGUUGGCCCCGAUGGCAUGCCCCUCGGACAUCCACAUACUACUCCCCCACCACUAUCUCAUUCUGGGCCUCACCCCUCGCAGCACAACCUCCAUCAUAGUGUAGGGCAGACGAACAUGGUGGUCAUGCCAGGUGGAGAUGGAAGUUGUAUGAAGAACAAGUCUGACACAGGAAGCCCCUCUUCCCUUGGCCUGCGACCUCACGUCAACACUGGCAGAGGACGGCUUUACAAGCAGGAGGUCAUGCAGCAGGGCGGGGCCUCCCUUCCCACCUACCAGAUUCAGCAGCACUUCUCUGACAACCCACCUUACGCCGACGGCAGCAAUGCUAACGUCGACUCCAUGGUUUGCCUCUACCAGAAUUACCAGCAGGGGAUGAUGCCACGCACCCAGUUUAGCGAGGGGCCGCCACACCCAGGUGAUGGCUUACGAGCUGGAACCCCCGAUUCUGAGAGGGCCCCUGGCAGAGGCUCGGAAUCUGUGGAUGCCAUCUACAGGGCUGUGGUGGACGCCGCCAGUAAGGGGAUGCAAGUAACCAUCACCACAACAGUAAGUGGGACCACACAGGCAAGCCCCGUGCCUGCCGUCAGCGCCAUGAGUGCCUUCACUGCCUCCAUUGGGCAGCCUGUCAACCUCCCCCAGGUGGUCAGUGCGGUUGUGCACGGGGAAGGGGAGGUUUUACCACAGCAAGCCAGAACCCGGCAGGUGAGGCCAACGGAAAUUCAAAAGAACGUGGAUGCAGGAAAGAGCACUCCAGAAGCCAACGACUACUUUCGCUCACCUGGCCAUGGAACUCCGAGAGGACAGUGGGAUGGGGAAAUUCAUUACGGUGGCGGCAUCGAUGCACAUGGCAAUAGCGGUGUCUGGGGUGGGGAGGAGUUCCUGGAGUGCUCCACCCAGGUUAGGAGUAGCCCCUGCAUGGAGCGGCCCACCCCACCCUGCUCCACCAAUGGUUCCGGUGACCACAGUGUGGCCUUGGCUCAUGGCAAGACCUUUCUUGACGAUAGCUACCGCUUCAACAACUGCAGCCGGACACCCUCGAACUACAACGAGCGUCUCGAGCAGACUGUGGAACGUUGCACUCACAUUAAUGGCACUACCCCGCUCUUCAACAGCCGGGGUUAUGGGGAAGUGCUCGGACCCCCUCGGCAGGAACUAACAGCUGAUGACCAGUCUCCCAGCUCGUCUACGAGCCUUGAUGGACCUCUAGCCAGCGCCAAAGACUACAGCCACUACAACGGCCACUUCAACGGGAUGGCGCCCAGCCCCUCGGAUACCAAGAGUCUGAGCAGCGAGGAAGACCUGCGGCAGCCGGACUCUCCUUCCUCAGAGCUGCUUCACUACCGUUCCAGGACCUUCAACAUGGGAGAGCUGGUGUGGGGCCAGCUGAAGGGCUUCCCCUCUUGGCCAGCCAAGCUGGCCGGGGAUGAACAGUUGCACAGUGCCGCCAUGCAACUGCGAGAUCAGGCCCAGGUUGAGCCCGAGAAGCUGAAAACGUUAACACACGACUUGGAGGCGCUUGACCGGGCUGCCAAAAGAGGCUUGAAGCCGGGGAAACUGAAUAAUCAUUUGGAAGCUGCUAUCCACGAGGCCAUGAGCGAGCUAGACAAAAUGUCAGGCACGAUCCCGUCAAGAGAUCGACAAGUGAAGAUGCCCAAGCCCAAGCGGAGGAAGAUCUCCAGAUAGCAAUGAAUGUGUCAUCAUCCUCAUCCUCAUCCUCCUCCUCCUCCUCCUCCUCGCUGCCGUCUGAGCUGUCCCAGGUGCUACACAUUGACGCUGCGUGUUGCCUCGCUGUGCCGCGACGUCAUCCAUAGACUUGACUUGCUGACUUUUGAGGUGCUUGAACGUCCAAUCACCAUUUUUACUGUUGUAAAAAAGAAAGAAAUGGAGCGAACCCGUCAAAAAGGUUGCAAUUUGUCUACAGCUUACUGAAGUAACUAUUUUUUUCUAGUAUAAGACAUUAAAAAGACAAAAAAAACAAAAGCUAUGAGCAUUACCUUACAUAUUUAAGACAAAUAGACAGUCCAAAUAUUUCUGAUACAUUUUCAUGAUGUAAAUAGGCAAUCCUGAAAUGUCAUAUUAUUAAGAAAUGUAUGUAAAUAUUGUAAGAUGUAAUGUACGAGCGUACCUAAUGCACAUUUUAUUUUUUGUUGUACAAAAACAAAGAAGAAGUGUACCAAUGUCUUGGUUUCUAUUCAGACGUGCGUUUGCACCGGACCGCACGCGCGCGAUAAUUACACAAACGGCUUUUAUAUGACAAGCACUACGACCGCUGCUCUGAGUUUGUUUUUGUACAUCGGCCGUGGACAACGUUCUGCUACUUCAUACCAGAAAGUGUUCAUGAAAAAAAAACAAAACUACAGAAUGAACUUUACCAGCAGAAAGUGUUCAGCCUUUCGCAAGCGCGAAUGUUGCAAAAUCUACUUCUCAAAGCAGAAUCAUCAUGAUCAUAAUGGAUCCUCAUUGUGACCUUUCUUGCACUUGCGAAGUUUCAUGACUUGAAAAUUUGGGGAAUUUGCUUUGAUGUUUGCGGUCAUAAUGAUUUUCUCCACUACAAAUUGCAUUUUUACUUUUUUUUAUUUUUUGUGUGAAUUGUUCCAUGUUGUCCAAACACUUGCCGUUGGUUUUCCCCGACGUUAACGAUGAUCAAAAUUAACACUCGAGUGGUGAGAGAUUCUCCCAUUUUGGGGCAUUGUAUUGAGUUUUCUUCAGUUGGCUUGUUGUAAAUUAUUUCUGUACAGCUCUUCAUAUUUAUUUUAAGCUUUACGAAUACCCUAGAUGAGAUGGCAAUAACACUACCAAGAGUUAAAAACUCAAGCCUUAUAUGUGUAUAUGUAUGUUUUGUUUUAACAGAAGACUACAUCACGUAUUCAUUCAUAAGGCCCCAUGUUUUAUUUAAGAAGUGAGCUUAACAGAAGACACUUUGUCACCAAGGCUGCUUGUUUUUGUUCCAUCAUGUUUUUAUUUAUGAAAAUGCUUAUGUGAGAGAGAAGGAGGAUGCUGUCUAUGUUGAUAAUAAAUGUCGUUUUACACUA
Molecule: messenger RNA, 6381 nt
Organism: Hippocampus zosterae (dwarf seahorse)
Lineage: Eukaryota; Metazoa; Chordata; Actinopteri; Syngnathiformes; Syngnathidae
Product: methyl-CpG-binding domain protein 5-like
Exons: 11
Coding region: 806-5032 (1408 amino acids)
Cellular component (GO): nucleus; chromocenter
Molecular function (GO): DNA binding; chromatin binding
Source: RefSeq, a predicted model, not a curated record